ACCCAUGACCGAGAUUUGCCAACUGCAUUACGCAGGACUGGACACCUUUAUCAAUGGUAAAUGCUGAGAAAGUCAUUAUAAUACAUAGUAAUAAUAGUACAUUGAUAUUGAGGCACUGAUGAACGACAGGGCUGUUUUUCCAGAGACUCGUGGACGGCAAUACAUAGUGAAGCAGGGCAAUGGAAGUGGGCAGGCAACUGUUGGUAAAGAUGAGGAUGAAGAGGAAGGGCGAGUUCACCUCAGUUCCUGUAAUAGCGCAGGGCCUCGAGGUCCAUCUCUACCUGGAAGACUCUCCCCGGCUGGAGUUUCUCCGGGGUUGUUACACUGCUGAGGAGCUGUGCACAAAGGCAGCUAAGAAGUCCGGCAUUUCCCCUCUUUGCUGCAAUUUGUUUGCCCUGUAUGAUGAGGUCAGGAAAAUCUGGUUCCCUCCUAAUCACACCUUCAAGGAAAGCAGCCGCUUAAAGCUCCACUAUCGCAUGAGGUUCUACUUCACCAACUGGCAUGGUGCGAAUGAGAGUGUGCCACGUGUUUGCAGACACGCCCUCAAGAGAAAGAACAGCAAUGGUCCGAAGACCGAACCAGAGGGUAAUCCCCUCCUUGACACUGCCUCACUGAAGUAUCUGUUUGCCCAGGGUCAGCAUGACUUCCUGAAGGGGUGGGCCACACUGUGUAACCCUCAGAAUGAAGAGGAGGUCCACUAUAUUGAGAAUGAGUGCCUGGGGAUGGCAGUGUUGUCUAUCUCACACCAUGCCCUGGACAACAACAUCGUCAUCCCUGGUGUAGCAGGGCAAAUCAGCUAUAAGAAAUAUAUCCCAGAUAGAGUGAACCAAAUCAUCAAGCAGCGGAACUUCCUGACACAACUCCGUAUCUCCCGGGUGUUCCAGGACUUCCUCAACGAGUUCAACAACAAGACAGUGCAGAGCGACAACGUCAGCACCCACGACAUCAAGGUCAAAUACCUAGCUACAUUGGAAACUCUGACCUGUGGGUUCGGCUGUGAGGACUACGAGCCCAAAGUGCUCCGUGUGAUGGACAGCGAAGGGGAGAUCCAAGGAACACCCACUUCCUGUAACCAGGGUCAGCCCACCCAGUACCAAGUCCUUGUGUCUGGAAAUACAGGGAUCAAGUGGCGGAGGAAGCAACAGAAUGUGACCAAUGCAUGGACUGCCAAAGAGAAGAAAAAAUCCCCAAAGCACAAAACCAACAUCAACUGGACGAACAAACCACCUGAAGGCGUUUCGAACGAAUGGAAAACCUUCUCUGACUUCCAUGAGAUCACACACAUCAACAUCAAGGGCUCCACAGUCACUGUCCACAAGCAGGACAACAAAAAAAUGGAACUGAGCCUGGUUUUCCACGCAGAGGCGUUGUCUUUUGCCGCCCUUAUUGAUGGAUACUUCCGUCUGACGGUGGACGCACAUCACUUCCUGUGUACAGACGUGGCCCCUCCCUCUGUGGUGCGGAACCUGCAGGAAGGCUGUCAUGGGCCAAUCAGCAUGGACUACACCUCCCACAAGCUGCGUCAGGAGGGCGAGGAGGAGGGCAUGUACGUCCUGCGCUGGAGCUGCAUUAACUAUGACCACAUCCUCCUGACUGUCACAGGCAACGAGGUGGACCUGACCAAUAGUCGUCUGUACCGUAGCUUUAAGAUCGAGGUGGGGCCGGAGGGCUACAGCCUGAAUGGUACGGACCUGAGGCAGCCCUCCCUCAGGGAGCUGAUGGAACAGCUGAGGGGCCAGACUCUCAGUACAGACAGAGUCACCUUCCAGCUCCGCAAGGCCUGCCCUCCCCAGCCCAGAGAAAUCUCUAACCUUCUGUUCGUGACGAAGAGAGAGGCGGCGCCGACACACCCCAUACAGAGUCAACUCAUCUUCCACAGGAUCCUCAAAGAGGACAUAUUGCAGGAGGAGCACUUGGGCUGUGGCACCAGAACUAACAUCUAUGCUGGUAAACUGAAGAUAAAGUGUGAGGAAGAGAAGGAUGUAUGGGGUUCCCAAACCCACCACCAGGUCAAAGUGGUCCUGAAAGUGCUGCGGUCCCAACACAGGGACAUCUCUAUGGCUUUCUUUGAGACGGUCAGUAUGAUACAGCAGCUGUCCCACCAACACAUCGCUCUGCUGCACGGCGUCUGUGUUCGCAACCAGGACAAUAUCAUUGUGGAGGAGCAUGUGAAGCUGGGUCCUCUGGAUGUGUUCAUGAAGGGUUGUCGUCUUCAACUCAGCACUUCCUGGAAGUUCCAGGUGGCCCAACAACUGGCCAGCGUCCUCAGCUACCUGGAGGAUAAGAAGCUGGUCCAUGGUUAUGUAUCUGCUAAGAACAUCCUAGUGGAGCGGGAUGGCCUGGAGGGAGAGACUGGGCCCUUCAUCAAACUCAGUAGCCCUGGGGUCCCCAUCUCUGCACUCAACAGACAAGAGUGUGUGGAGAGGAUCCCGUGGAUCGCCCCAGAGUGUGUGGAGAGGAUCCCGUGGAUCGCCCCAGAGUGUGUGGAGAGGAUCCCGUGGAUCGCCCCAGAGUGUGUGGAGAGGAUCCCGUGGAUCGCCCCAGAGUGUGUGGAGAGGAUCCCGUGGAUCGCCCCAGAGUGUGUUAGGGACAGUCAGGUCCUGAGUGUUGCGGUGGAUAAGUGGGGCUUCGGCACCACGCUGUGGGAGAUCUGCUAUGAUGGAGAGGCUCCUCUCAAAGACAAGAAACUCAUAGAGAAGGAGAUGUUCUACUCGGCCCAGUGUUCCCUGGUGACCCCAGACUGCCCUCAGCUGGGUGAGCUCAUAACCAAAUGCAUGGCCUACGACCCCAAGAGGAGGCCGUUCUUCAGGGCCAUCGUCAGGGACCUCACCGGGGUGGCUGAGCAGAACCCAGCUUUGCCUCCUGGUAGGGUGCCCAUCCAGGAAGUGGACCCCACCGUGUUUGAAACCAGGUUCCUCAGGAAAAUCAAAGACCUGGGUGAGGGUCACUUUGGCAAGGUGGAGUUGUGUCAGUAUGACCCCCGUGGGGACGGCCGAGGGCAGCUGGUGGCAGUCAAGUCUCUGAAGCCAGAGAGCAGAGGCCAGCUGUGGAGAGAGAUAGACACCAUGAGAGAACUCUACCACCACAACAUCGUCAAAUACAGAGGAGUGUGUAGCGAGGAGGGUGGGAGAACCAUUAGGCUGAUCAUGGAGUACCUGCCAGCGGGGAGCCUGAAGGACUAUCUGCCCUGGAGGAAACACCAGACUGACCUCAAGAGACUUCUCCACUACGCCCUCCAGAUCUGCCAGGGAAUGGAUUACUUGGGAUCCCAGCGGUUCAUCCACCGGGAUCUGGCGGCCCGGAACGUUCUGGUGGAGAACGAGAGCACGGUGAAGAUCGGAGACUUUGGCCUGACCAAGAGCAUGAAGGAGGACAAGAGUUACUACACUGUCAAAGAGGAGACCGACAGCCCUGUCUUCUGGUACGCUCCUGAGUGCCUGGUGGACUGUAAGUUUUACCCUGCGUCUGACGUGUGGUCCUUCGGAGUGACCCUCUAUGAGUUGUUGACCUACUGUGAGACGAGCAGCAGUCCUACCACGGUAUUCUUGGAGAUGCUUCAUCCAACCCAGGGUCAGAUGAAUAUCACCCGAUUGGUGGAAGUGUUGAUGGCCGGCAGGAGGCUUCCCUGUCCACCUCACUGCCCAGAUGCAGUAUACUCUCUGAUGAGGAGGUGUUGGGAGAGUUCCCCAGAGAACAGGAUUCAGUUCAAAGACCUGAUCACAGAGCUGGAGCUGCUGCUGGACAAGAUCCACGGAGGAGAUGGACUGGCUGUCUGACCUGACAAAGCUGCUGCUGGAUGAGAUCCACGGAGGAGAUGGACUGGCUGUCUGACCUGACAAAGCUGCUGCUGGACGAGAUCCACGGAGGAGAUGGACUGGCUGUCUGACCUGACAAAGCUGCUGCUGGACGAGAUCCACGGAGGAGAUGGACUGGCUGUCUGACCUGACAAAGCUGCUUCUGGACGAGAUCCACGGAGGAGAUGGACUGGCUGUCUGACCUGACAAAGCUGCUGCUGGACGAGAUCCACGACGGAGAUGGACUGGCUGUCUGACCUGACAAAGCUGCUUCUGGACAAGAGGCACGGAGGAGAUGGACUGACUGUCUGACCUGACAAAGCUGCUGCUGGACGAGAUCCACGAAGGAGAUGGACUGGCUGUCUGACCUGACAAAGCUGCUUCUGGACAAGAGGCACGGAGGAGAUGGACUGACUGUCUGACCUGACAAAGCUGCUUCUGGACAAGAGGCACGGAGGAGAUGGACUGACUGUCUGACCUGACAAAGCUGCUGCUGGACAAGAGGCACGGAGGAGAUGGACUGUCUGUCUGAUCUGACAAAGCUGCUGCUGGACAAGAGGCACGGAGGAGAUGGACUGUCUGUCUGACCUGACAAAGCUGACACAUAGAUGGAUAGAUGAUAAUACUAGUGAUGCACCGAUAUGUCAUUUUUGGCUGAUACCGAUAUCCCAUAUUUUCCUUGCCAAAAAAACUGAAAAUGAAAUCCGAUAUUUAAAAUUUUAGCGCAUUAUAGUACAGUUAAAUAGUUAACACACACACACAUGGACG
Molecule: messenger RNA, 4562 nt
Organism: Salvelinus namaycush (lake trout)
Lineage: Eukaryota; Metazoa; Chordata; Actinopteri; Salmoniformes; Salmonidae
Product: tyrosine-protein kinase JAK1-like
Exons: 25
Coding region: 180-3776 (1198 amino acids)
Biological process (GO): cell surface receptor signaling pathway via JAK-STAT; cell differentiation; tyrosine phosphorylation of STAT protein
Cellular component (GO): cytosol; cytoskeleton; membrane
Molecular function (GO): ATP binding; non-membrane spanning protein tyrosine kinase activity; cytokine receptor binding
Source: RefSeq, a predicted model, not a curated record